Messenger RNA from Brassica oleracea var. oleracea, 1092 nucleotides. RefSeq names its product CASP-like protein 4A1. The coding region runs from base 82 to 918 and encodes 278 amino acids. NCBI's taxonomy places the organism in Eukaryota, Viridiplantae, Streptophyta, Magnoliopsida, Brassicales, Brassicaceae. The transcript has 3 exons. The record is from RefSeq and is a predicted model, not a curated record.
UGACCAGAGAGAGUACUUCAUCACUUCCGCUGGCCAAAAUAAUUGCAAUUAGUAUUUAAAUAUCCAAAAAUAUCAACGAAAAUGGUAGAAGAAGAAGAAGAAGAAAAGACGCAGAAAUCUCGGAAGCAGCAGCGACAAGAGGAAGAAGACGACGACAAAAAACAAAGACGAGACCCGGAGAUGUCUUCUAGAUCAUCGCUUCACUCACUACCACCAACGACCGUUGAUUCACCUCCUGACUCACCCAACACCGUCUCUUCAAUCCCCGAUAGCCACGGAUCUUCUCCUCACACAGUCGUCCCAACUCCUUCCGUCGCUUCCGUUGCCACGAAGAACGAGACUCCUUUUAGGGUUACUAACGCAGACUUGGCGGAGCAGAAACUCGGCGAGAGUAGGAGGCGAUUGAGGCCGAGCUUCUCUACGACUCCGCGUGAAUCGAAAUGGACAAGUUUCGUGAGGAAGGCUUUGCUUGGGUUUAGGGUUUCUGCGUUUGUGUCGUGUCUCGUCUCCUUCUCUGUUAUGGUUGCUGAUAGAGAUAAAGGAUGGGCUCGUGAUUCUUUCUACAAAUACAAAGAGUUCAGGUUCUGUUUGGCUGCGAAUGUGAUUGGUUUUGUCUACUCAGCUUUUAUGAUAUGUGACCUCGUGUAUCUGUUAUCUACUAGUAUCCGCAGAUCACGGCAUAACCUCCGACAUUUUUUGGAAUUUGCUCUUGAUCAAAUGAUAGCGUAUCUUCUUGCAUCGGCUUCAACUUCAGCUUCGAUCCGUGUAGACGAUUGGCUAUCGAAUUGGGGAGCAGACAAGUUCCCAGACUUAGCUAGAGCAUCUGUCUCCUUAUCUUUCGUCUCCUUUGUCUCAUUCGCCUUCUGCUCCUUGGCUUCCGGUUAUGCCCUUUGUUCACUCCGGUCUAAUCUAAUAUAAACCAAAACAAGCACAAGCUCCAAACAGACGAUUUCUUUUCUUUUUUUUUUUGAAUGGAAGACAGACGAUCUCAUUUUGUUUUAAGUUGUAACAUAUAAGUUGCAUCCUUAUGUAGGCUCUGAUUAGAGUUGUGGUUGUCAAGGUUUUACUGGAUUAAACAGUUUCUAAAGUUUA